AUGUUGAGAAAAGACGGUUCGAGCCUGCGGUGCUUGUGGUGUGUGUAUUUCCUAAUAUUACUGGAUUUGACGAGCUACAUACAAGCUAAUGGACAUCCCUCAACGGACUUCAGCAAACAUAGUGUUGUUAAGCUCAAAUUGCAGCACGGCAGAACGAAGAGAGAAAUCACAUCUACAAAAGAUAUGACAGGAGCCCAUCUCCGCGAUGUGAUCAUAACUGUGAGCAUCGAAGGAGAAGAGUAUGAGCUAGAACUGCAACUUAACGAGGCGCUGGUGCCACGGGGACACUCUCUGAGCUAUCAGCAGGAUGGUCAGACCAGGGUUCAUGUGCCGGAGAAAGAGGAGUUGGACUUAUGCCAGUAUUCGGGACGCGUGCGAGGCAAGCCGGGCUCGUGGGCCGCGGUGUCGACGUGCGACGGAGUGAAGGGCGUCUUCUACAACGGACAACAGCUCCGGUACAUCGAGCCUGCACAUGGUGACAUAAACGAGAAUCACUUCCUGUACUCGCACGAGCACCUGACGAAGAGACACCGCUGCGGUGAUGAGACCGGCUCCAAGCAUAACUCCAGCCACAACCCUUACGAUUCUAUGCUGUUUCAGCAAGGCGAUGAGUUGGCAGGAAGGUCCAGUCGGGACAAACGCUACGCAUUUGUCGACGCUGUAGUCCAAGAGCCUUUCAAUGCAAACCGGCGCUCGCGCUACGUGGAGCUCGUGCUGGUCGUGGACCACGGCGAAUACCUCGCCAGCGGCGAAAACAUACGCUUAGUCCAUCGGCAGAUGAAGGAUCUGGCGAACAUCAUCAACUCCGUGUACGCUCCUCUGAACAUUUUCAUAUCCCUGGUGGGUGUUGAAGUGUGGACGGAGCGGGACAAGAUCACGCUGGACACGGACAGCCAAGCCACACUCGACAACUUUAAUAAGUACCGGAGCACGGACCUCAUCCACAGGAUACCCAAUGACAAUGCUCAUCUGCUCACCCGGCAAAACUUCAACGACGGCGUGGUUGGCAAGGCACACGUUGGCAUGAUCUGCUCAAGUGAGAAGUCUGCAGGUGUGGAGACCAACCACUCCAGGGUGCUUGGGAUCGUGGCCAUGACCGUAGCCCACGAAAUGGGACACAACUUUGGCAUGGGCCAUGAUGAUGAGAAGGAAGGAUGCGCGUGCCCAGACAAGCGGUGCAUCAUGAGCUCGUACACCAGUGAUUCAAUUAUUCCCGUGCGCUGGUCUACCUGUAGCCUGAGGAAUCUCAGUCGGUCUUUCGAAAAGGGCUUGGACUACUGUCUACGUAACAUACCGAAGACGCUCUUCGACUCACCAACUUGCGGAAACGGGUUCCUGGAAGAGGGAGAGGAAUGCGAUUGCGGGACGCCACCGGGUGCGUUCACCGCUCAGGACAGCGACCACAAUGCGUGCACCGCGUGCUGCAAGCCCGACUGCACGCUGCGAGACAACGCCACGUGCGGCCACGGGCAGUGCUGUGAUAUAAAGUUCCUAGAAAGCGAGGAAUGCCAUUGUGGGACAACACCCGGAGCAUGCUCCCCUGGAGACGGGGACCACAACGCGUGCACCGCGUGCUGCAAGCCUGACUGCACGCUGCGAGACAACGCCACGUGCGGCCACGGGCAGUGCUGUGAUAUAAAGUUCCUAGAAAGCGAGGAAUGCCAUUGCGGGACAACACCCGGAGCAUGCUCCCCUGGAGACGGGGACCACAACGCGUGCACCGCGUGCUGCAAGCCUGACUGCACGCUGCGAGACAACGCCACGUGCGGCCACGGGCAGUGCUGUGAUAUAAAGUUCCUAGAAAGCGAGGAAUGCCAUUGCGGGACAACACCCGAAGCAUGCUCUCCUGGAGACGGGGACCACAACGCGUGCACCGCGUGCUGCAAGCCUGACUGCACGCUGCGAGACAACGCCACGUGCGGCCACGGGCAGUGCUGUGAUAUAAAGACGUGUCGUCCCAAGGUGCCUGGCACGGAAUGUCGCGCCACGAACAGCGAGUGUGACCUGCCGGAAUUCUGUAACGGAAGCUCACCAUUUUGUCCGCAAGACGUGCAUAAGAUGGACGCCACGCCUUGUCGGAAGGGACAGGCGUACUGCGUGCGCGGUUCGUGCCGCACCCACACGGACCAGUGCCGGCUGCUGUGGGGGGUCACGGGCGAACGAUCCGACGACGCGUGCUAUAUGGACCACAACGUACACGCCGCCGAAUACGGCAACUGCGGUUAUGAUCGCGUGUCGCAGAGGUUCCGCAGCUGCGCGCCACAAGACGUGUUGUGCGGCAUGCUGCAGUGCACCCAUCUCGGAAGAGAUGAAAUACACCUCGGCGACAUUUAUACUGCGAGGAUGAUGUCUUAUCCCGCGCAGAAAGGCAGGGGUGAGUCAAUAGCAUAUGGCAGGGGUCACCAAUUAAAGUUGCUCAUAUAUCGUAACAGAUACGGCAACUGCGGUUAUGAUCGCGUGUCGCAGAGGUUCCGCAGCUGCGCGCCACAAGACGUGUUGUGCGGCAUGCUGCAGUGCACCCAUCUCGGAAGAGAUGAAAUACACCUCGGCGACAUUUAUACUGCGAGGAUGAUGUCUUAUCCCGCGCAGAAAGGCAGGGAUAGCAUGGUCCCGUGUCACACGGCGAUUAUCGACUUUGGCCUGAGGGACGUGGACCCUGGCCUGGUGCCCGAAGGCGCUAAUUGCGGACCCGAUAAGAUGUGCAUGCAGCAGAGAUGUGUGUCGGUUGAGCGAGUGAGAGAGAUAGCGCAGCGAGCAGCGGGCUCUGUCUGUCCCUCUAACUGCUCCGGACACGGUGUGUGCAACUCCAAUGGUAACUGCCACUGCUGGGCGGGCUACGCGCCGCCGCUGUGCGCGCGGCCCGGAGCCGGCGGCUCGCGCGACUCCGGGCCACUCUCCGACACUACCAGUGUAGAACGGGUGGACGACCUCAUCACCUCAUCUAGGUUGCAUUCCUCGCAACCUUAUGUUGCAGGGAACAUGUCCCGUUUAAACGUACGACCUCAGUGGCGAGCGGCCAGCGGGGCGUCCAGCGUCGUGCCACAGAAUAACUAA
Molecule: messenger RNA, 3054 nt
Organism: Cydia amplana
Lineage: Eukaryota; Metazoa; Arthropoda; Insecta; Lepidoptera; Tortricidae
Product: disintegrin and metalloproteinase domain-containing protein 33-like
Exons: 21
Coding region: 1-3054 (1017 amino acids)
Biological process (GO): membrane protein ectodomain proteolysis
Molecular function (GO): metalloendopeptidase activity
Source: RefSeq, a predicted model, not a curated record